UCAAAAACAGAAACAACUAACGAAGUAUUUAUCUUAUUCAUCACUCGAUUUUACAAACAACAUUCAUUUCCCAUUUUUUUAGUCAAAAAAAAAAAAAAAUUCAUUUCCGAUUUUUACAUCUAUCGAUUUUUCUUCCAAAAACAACAAAAGGGUCGUAGCAAAAAUUCACGCUGGCGGUGAAGAACCUUUCAUCGGAGGAAGAGGAGGAGCAGGUUAGCCUAACGCUGCUACCUGAUAUUGAUAACGAUGGUGAAAAUGUUCAAAUCCCAGAUACUGCUCAUCAAAUUAGCACUGAUUCAUGGUUUCAAGUGGGGUUUGUUCUGACGACAGGAAUUAAUAGUGCUUAUGUUCUUGGAUAUUCAGGGACCAUUAUGGUUCCUUUAGGUUGGAUAGGUGGUGGUGUUGGUUUAAUUCUUGCAACUGCUAUAUCACUUUAUGCAAAUGCUCUUAUUGCUAUGCUUCAUGAAUUUGGUGGAACAAGACAUAUUAGAUACCGGGAUCUUGCUGGUUAUGUAUAUGGUAGAAAAGCGUAUUCUCUGACAUGGACUCUGCAGUAUGUCAAUCUUUUCAUGAUAAAUACCGGCUACAUCAUUUUGGCUGGUUCGGCUUUGAAGGCCGUUUAUGUUCUAUUUAGGGAUGAUGAUCAGAUGAAGCUUCCACAUUUUAUUGCCAUAGCUGGACUUGUAUGUGCAAUGUUUGCCAUUUGUAUUCCUCAUCUUUCAGCUCUUGGAGUUUGGCUAGGAUUUUCAACGGUCUUAAGCCUCGCAUACAUUGUCAUAGCACUUGUACUGUCACUGAAAGAUGGAAUAAAAGCACCAGCUCGAGAUUAUAGUGUUCCGGGAACAUCAACAAGUAAAAUAUUUACAACAAUCGGGGCGUCUGCAAAUCUUGUGUUCGCAUAUAAUACAGGAAUGCUUCCUGAGAUACAGGCGACGAUUCAACAACCAGUUGUCAAGAACAUGAUGAAAGCCCUAUACUUUCAGUUUACCGUUGGAGUUCUACCAUUAUAUCUGGUUACCUUUGCAGGGUACUGGGCAUAUGGAUCUUCAACACAAACGUUUUUGCUGAAUAAUGUCAAUGGUCCAAUCUGGGUGAAGGCAGUGGCCAAUAUUACAGCCUUUCUUCAAUCAGUCAUUGCAUUGCAUAUAUUUGCAAGUCCAAUGUAUGAGUAUUUGGAUACCAAACAUGGGAUCAAAGGGAAUGCUCUUGCUUUUAAGAACUUGUCAUUUAGAAUCUUGGUAAGAGGUGGCUACAUGACUUUGAAUACAUUUGUAUCAGCUCUUUUGCCAUUCCUUGGAGAUUUCAUGAGCCUCACAGGAGCUAUAAGCACAUUUCCCCUUACAUUUAUUCUUGCAAACCAUAUGUACCUAGUGGCAAAUAAGAACAAAUUAACUUCCAUUCAAAAGUUUUGGCAUUGGAUCAACAUUUGGUUCUUUGCCAUCAUGUCUGUUGCAGCAACUAUUGCAGCGCUGCGCCUUAUUGCUUUAGAUUCCAAAACUUAUCAUGUUUUCGCCGAUUUAUGAUUAAUAAAUUCUAUAUUCUUUCAGCAAUUCUAGUGCUGAUGAA
Molecule: messenger RNA, 1566 nt
Organism: Trifolium pratense (red clover)
Lineage: Eukaryota; Viridiplantae; Streptophyta; Magnoliopsida; Fabales; Fabaceae
Product: proline transporter 1-like
Exons: 7
Coding region: 372-1523 (383 amino acids)
Cellular component (GO): plasma membrane
Source: RefSeq, a predicted model, not a curated record